Messenger RNA from Sodiomyces alkalinus F11, 3179 nucleotides. RefSeq names its product SPRY domain-containing protein. Gene Ontology annotation, molecular function: protein binding. Lineage: Eukaryota; Fungi; Ascomycota; Sordariomycetes; Glomerellales; Plectosphaerellaceae. Gene Ontology annotation, cellular component: cytoplasm. The record is from RefSeq and is a predicted model, not a curated record. Gene Ontology annotation, biological process: cell surface receptor signaling pathway; cytoskeleton organization. The coding region runs from base 474 to 2693 and encodes 739 amino acids. The transcript has 5 exons.
CUUAGGUACCUCUGCUUUGCAAAGCAACAACGCCCUCUCCCGACCUUCUCCACCAACAGAUAGCGACGCCUUCGUUCCAGGUUCAGAUCACUUCCGAAGCUGUGACCUCGCCUCAGGAAGCUCCUCCAACAACGUGUCUCUUGCCUCUCGAGCCUCAAAACGCACUUCUUUCCGCACAAAAGUACAAACGACCCGACCCAGACACGAGUUGCCCUUUGCAGUAUCAUCUUGUAUCAUCUUGAACUUGGGCACUCCCAUCCCCACCGUCUACCAAGCAACGAUCUUACGCCGACGGGUGCUUCGCCUUGUCUCCUGAGAUAAGCACCUCCUCCAAACCUCUUUUCCCGUCAAACAAGUGCGCGUAUCAUCUUUGACGGGAAGCUAUACAUAUCGCCCCCCUGCUACAGUAAAGCCUCGGUACCUAGGCUACUUGGCCUAGGGACAUCAUUCUACCCUCCCGACAAUCCCUCAUCAUGACGAGCCCGUACCAGUCUGGCUCCCAGGGCUUCCCUGGAUCGGCCCCCUCUGCUUCGAACUCCGGGUCCGCCUCUCAACGCCGUUUUCCCUACGCCUCAGUGGCCUCGGGGGCAGCUCCCGGCUCGACACCUCCAUACCUCACACAUCCAGGGCGCACCUCCGUCAUCUCCCAACUUCUGAACAGGCCCGAAGACACCGACAUCUACUCUCCCUCGACCCCGUUCCAGAACGCGAGCAGAAAUCAUAAUCCCAGGACCGGCUCGGAGGAGGAUGAGAAGGGCACAAGCUCAUUCCUUGCUGUCAACCCAUCUUGGGCGCGGGAUUUGCAGCUCGCCUCCUUCUCGAAAGCCUUCGACGUCUUCACAAACAGGGCCGUGCUGGAUGGGGACAUGCUUGAUACCACCACGACUGGGUUCUUUAUCCCGUCCUAUCUCCAAGGAUCCACCUUCAUGGAACGUCUGAUAGAUGCCUACAAAGCUAAAAUGCGUACCAAGAGGGAAACACGCGGUGCCCAGGGACGCAGCGGAGGCGGACGCGGUGGCGGUGGCAACCUCUCCAAAAACGCAAGUAGCGCCAGCCUGCAUAACAUGGCGGUGGCACACCGAGGAUUAUCGUAUGACGUUGUCGAAAAGCCGCCGCCGAGCGACCAAGACGAGUUCGUCUCCCCUCUGCCCAGCAAAUUGAACAAGGACGACAAGUACGGGGCCCUCGAGUUGUCGCCGGACGGCAUGGAAGUGAAGUUACUGGGCACCAAGGGCCAGCCCGAGCGGGAUCGCGAGGCAUUCGCCAUCCGCGCCGACAAUUACAUGCCUCCACAAUGUGGUUUGUACUACUUCGAGGUCACCAUACUAGCAGGGAAGAGAGACGACACCCUUAUCGGAAUUGGCUUCUCGGGCAAGUCCGUCGCUCUAUCUCGGCCCCCAGGCUGGGAGCCAGACUCGUACGGCUAUCAUGGAGACGAUGGUAACUGCCAUGCCGCCCAUAACGGGGGCAGGACCUACGGGCCUUCGUUUACAGCUCAGGAUGUCAUUGGCUGUGGCGUCAAUUUCCGCACGGGGUGUGGCUUCUUUACGAAGAAUGGAGUUCUGCUCGGGACUGCCUUCAAGGAUAUCAAGGGAAAAUAUUACCCAACUAUCAGCCUCAAGAAAGUCGGAGAACACGUUCGCGUAAACUUUGGUCAGGAACCAUUCGUCUACGAUAUCGACUCCACGAUGGCUACAGAAAAGGAGACCAUCCUCACGCAGAUUGAAGAUGCAGAUGUCUCCAGCUUGACAUCUCCUGCUAUGAACGAAACCAACUUCAUCCAGGCACUUGUUCUGCAGUUCCUGCAACACGAUGGAUAUGUCGAGACGGCUAGGGCAUUUGCCGAAGAGAUCCACGAGGAGAAAAAGGCUCUCAAUCCUGACCCCAAUGCACCCAUCGAAGACAUCCCCGUCAGAGAUGAUGAGCAUGCCUCAAAGCGACAGCGUGCGUGCCUACCUACCUACGGCUCGAUCGAGCCCACUUUUGAAGCAUCGUUUGCUGACUGCCUCGCAGAAAUACGCAAGGCUGUAUUAGAAGGCGAUAUUGACAGGGCCCUCAAGCAGACUAACGCCUUCUAUCCCGGCGUUCUGAAGGACAACGAGCAGGUUUAUUUCCGGCUACGCUGCCGGAAAUUUGUCGAAAUGGUCCGAACGGCCGCUGAGAUCAGGUCCGCAAUGGAGACAAAAAAAUACAAUGGCAUUGGGAAACACAAUGGACAUGUCGACCACGGACUCGGUGGCCAGGAAAUGGACGUCGAUAUGAAUGGCACCGAGAAUGGGGGCUUCGACAGAAUGGAGACGGAAGCUUCUGUUGCGGACACGCGUCGGGCACUCGAAGACCUGGAGCUAGCAACGUUACAGUACGGCCAGGCAUUGCGAGCCGAGUUCGCGACUGACCCACGACGAGAGGUUGCUAAAGCACUGGGCGAUAUUUAUGCCCUCCUUGCCUACGAAAACCCCCUGCAGGAGAGGGAGCUCGCUCAUCUGCUGGAUAAGAAAGGCCGGGCGGCCGUGGCGGAGGAACUCAACUCGGCUAUACUCCUUUCCUUGGGCCAGUCCUCGCGAGCCGCGAUCGAGGAGUUGUACGCCCAGACCAGCUUGCUUCUGGAGGAUCUCCGAGAGGGCGGCGGCGCCGGAUCCUUUAUAUCGGUGCGAGAAGUGACCGAUGCGAUCCCGCCGACGCAGAACUUAUAACGGGCGCCUCUCGGCCAUGCCUACCCAUGCAUUCGCCCUUCUUUUUCAGUAUGUAUUCGCCGACUUAUACUGAAUGCAAUUGCUAUUGCAUUCGCUCUGGUGGUGGGGCGCGUCGGCAGCUCGACUGCGCUCAGCUGGCGUGUUGAUAGGGCGUACGGGAGGCAUACCUUGGGGAGUUCCUAGUCGGUGUGGGUAGGUAGUAUGGUGCGACACAUGGGCAUUCAUUAAGUUCUGGUCAUUUUGAGAAAGAAGCCUUUAUCGAGCAUUGGAUUGGGGGCCGCAGUUCUUCUCGUUUCUUCCUUCAUUGGUUUGGGUCGACAUGACGACUUGGCGACAGACAGGGUUGGUAAUGAAUGGACUGGACUGCAAGGACGAGUAUGGUCUUGCUUGCGUGGAAGUCGGGGCAUCAAUGCGUUGACCGGAUGCUCCGCUACUUGAGGUUUGGCGGGCGGUUGUACCGUCACAUAGGGAAUAGGUUGAUAGAGG